This is a messenger RNA of Trichoplax adhaerens, 840 nucleotides long. RefSeq lists its product as uncharacterized. NCBI's taxonomy places the organism in Eukaryota, Metazoa, Placozoa, Uniplacotomia, Trichoplacea, Trichoplacidae. The record is from RefSeq and is a predicted model, not a curated record. Gene Ontology annotation, molecular function: S-adenosylmethionine-dependent methyltransferase activity. The transcript is spliced from 7 exons. The coding region runs from base 1 to 840 and encodes 279 amino acids.
AUGGAGAAUUUAAAAACAGCAGAGGACGAUAUUCACUUUAAAAGCAUGAAACUGUACUUCAAUCCCAACCGCAUUUACAAACAACUAGAAAAUGCUGGAUUUACUGGUAGUAAGCUAACCGUGGAGCAAGUCUCAAAGUUCGAUAAUUAUCACUACUAUGGUACUAAAGCUGUUGACGAUUGCAUCGAAAAAUUACAGAUAAAUAAAACCUUUCAAGUACUUGAUUUUGGCUCAGGAAUUGGUGGUCCAGCUCGUCACCUUGCAAGCAAAAGUCGUUGCCGUGUUAAGGCAGUCGAAAUUCAAGAGGACUUGAAUAAAAUUGCAGCAGAUCUUACCAAUCGCUGUGGCCUAUCCGAUCGAAUUGAUCAUGUUAGGCAAGAUAUUUACAAACUGGACACAGAUUCGAACUACUUCGAUUGUGCUGUUAGCUGGCUGGCAGUUAAUCAUAUAGAAGAUAAAGCUGGCCUAUUCGAAAAACUGUUUACUAUGCUAAAGAAGGGUGGGAAAAUCUAUAUAGAAGACUUUUAUCAAAAGGGUCCCGUUACCGAAAAUGAAAGAGAAAUAUUAUUCAUUGACGAUCUUCCUACUAUAGAGGAAUAUCGUAAAUAUCUAGUUGAUGCUGGAUUUAUUAAUAUUGAGAUUCUAAAUGUUACCUCAAGCUGGAUUAAAUUCGUUACAAAUCGUGCAGAAGUUUUUGCUAAUGAGCGUGCACAAAACUGUGCAUCCUUUGGAGAAGAAACUGUAAAUUCUUUGCAAGAUUUCUACGAUGGCAUGAAGAGCCUAUAUGAUACGAAUACAAUUGGUGGAGUUCAAAUUUAUGCGCAGAGUCCAAACAAUUAA